AUGCCAGUACAAGAAGCUCAAAACAGAAAGGUUACUAUGAUGGAAGAGCCUGACGUUGAUGCGGUACCAUUAAAACCUACAAAAUGCGAAUUGGAGGUGGACGCGAUAUCCAUUAACGAUUUAAAUAUAAAAGCGGCUUUUAUAGUGACAACAAGAGAUGAAGGAAACAUGCCUAAAGGGUCUAUCAUCAUCAGUGAUCCAGUAGCGCAAUACCUGCAGAGUUUAGGCCCAUCUGAGAAACCAAAACAAAUCUAUGUUGCAAAAGAGUCUCAUGUGUUACAAACUGUCUUCCCUGUGAUUAAUAGAAUGGGACAGAUCGAAUGUUUGUUAGAUGCUGGUUCUCAAAUUAUUGCCAUGGAUGUGGAAGUGGCUAAGAAAUUGGCCAUCUCAUGGGAUCCAGACAUAAAAAUUCAAAUGCAGAGUGCAAACAGGACAGUUGAACAGACCUUGGGUCUUGCUAAGAAUGUACCUUUUAUCUUUGGAACUAUAACAGUAUACCUACAAGUCCACAUCAUCACUGACCCAAAUUAUAAAGACAGGGGACAAACUCUUAUCAUAGUGGAUCCUAAUUCAACACAACAACGUGUAUUACCUACACAUGAAAGAGGAAGACCACCUGUUGUAAUGAAAGCAGAAAUUCCUAAGCCAUCUGAGGAUUUUCUAGUGUUUGGAAGUCUGGUCUCAUGA
Molecule: messenger RNA, 687 nt
Organism: Laccaria bicolor S238N-H82
Lineage: Eukaryota; Fungi; Basidiomycota; Agaricomycetes; Agaricales; Hydnangiaceae
Exons: 2
Coding region: 1-687 (228 amino acids)
Source: RefSeq, a predicted model, not a curated record